Penicillium salamii is the source of this 417-nucleotide messenger RNA. The record is from the annotation of a GenBank genome assembly. NCBI's taxonomy places the organism in Eukaryota, Fungi, Ascomycota, Eurotiomycetes, Eurotiales, Aspergillaceae.
AUGGCUAGUCGACGAGAGGCGCAAAUGAGCAAUGAAACUGAGGAUUCCUGGACGAGUUCCCUUAUUUGCGACAUGGAGCAGAGCUUUUCCUUAGAGGAACGCCUGGCCAAGGAAGCCGAGACCCCCCAACAACUUCUUGGUCGCCUCUUAUCAACCAAGUCCGCCAUAUCAACCGCGUCUUCAUUUGCUCAAAGCCGACAAGCAGCCAUUGGAACCAGGGCUGCGUUUAGAGAAAUUGGUACUGGCUCAAUUGGCAAAGUUUUUGAGCAACCAGGAACUCCUUGGGCGUUUAAAGUUUUGCUUAUCGACCGCCACACGAAACUGUGGAACAACUACAUUAUGCACCUCCGUAUCCAGCAAAGCUUUGAUGCGCUAGGCGAAACGGCUGGUCUAGUUGAAAUUCCGCGCGUAUCUUAG